Molecule: messenger RNA, 1747 nt
Organism: Talaromyces stipitatus ATCC 10500
Lineage: Eukaryota; Fungi; Ascomycota; Eurotiomycetes; Eurotiales; Trichocomaceae
Product: cytochrome P450, putative
Exons: 6
Coding region: 7-1626 (539 amino acids)
Molecular function (GO): oxidoreductase activity, acting on paired donors, with incorporation or reduction of molecular oxygen; iron ion binding; heme binding
Source: RefSeq, a predicted model, not a curated record
GUCACCAUGGCGUUAUUGAUAUCUUCCUUCCCUGGUCUCUCCAGCGCUGCAACAGGUGUUGCUCUACACCAUCUACUCUUCAGACAAGGAGAGUGGGAUAGUAGUGCACCGACACUCUUGAGCUCAUACGUGGUCAUAUUCGCUGGUUUAAAUGUGUUGAAAUUGGGGGCCCCUGAAUUUCAAAACCUGAAUACAUACUAUGUUUUAGCGUGCCACCUUCUCGGCCUCUUCAGCAGCAUCAUCGUCUAUCGCAUGUUAUUCCACCGUCUACGAAAGUUCCCUGGCCCUGUCCUCGCUGGCAUUACAUCGUGGUACGCAAAUUGCUUGUCGGCCAAGAAACUUCACAAGUUCGAAGAGAUCGGUAGAUUGCAUCGACAAUAUGGUGACUACGUGCGUGUAGGACCGCGUGAAUUGUCAAUUGCGAACCCCCGAGCGCUACCGAUUAUUUACGGACAUGCAUCCCAGACAACAAAGGGCCCAUUCUACGAUGGUGCUAAGCCAUAUAUAUCGGUUCACUCCACAAGGGACAAGAGGGAUCAUGCGCGACGUCGUAAGAUGUGGGAUCGGGCUUUCAGCUCCAAAUCUCUCCGUGAUUAUGAGCAACGCGUAUCGAGAUACGCGGCACAAUUGUUGUCGGUAAUCGCAGACAACGUUGGCAAACCCAUUGACAUGUCCCGCUGGUUCAAUUACUACAGUUUUGAUGUCAUAGGCGAUCUGAUCUUUGGCAAAUCUUUCGACAUGCUAAUAACGGGCAAGGACGCUUAUAUGCUCAAGACCUUGCACAAGGAUAUGCAGUCCAUGGGACCGUUUCUGCACUCAAUGUGGAUCCUUGAGAUCUUUAAGUUGAUCCCCGGAUUGAACAGUAGUCUUCUCGUGUAUUUCGAAUGGGUCAAGGAGCAAAUUGAGAAUCGGAUGAAGAAUGAGCCAGAGAAUCCGGAUAUUUUCACGCAGCUCGAGGCUGAUUUCCGUAAUACAAAACAAUCGAAAAAAGACCAAUUGCACUUCCACGGGGAAGUCAAUGUAGGCCUUGUUGCAGGGAGCGACUCAACGGCAUCGACCUUAACAAACUUAUUUUACGAGCUCGCCAAUGCACCGGAAUUCACCUGUCUGCUUCAAGCUGAAAUCGACUCAGUCAAGGAGCGCACGUAUCAAGAGCUAUCACAGAUGCAAUUACUCAAUGCAGCUAUUGAUGAAACAAUGCGUUUGCACCCAGCUAUACCCUCGGGCAUGCAACGCUUGACUUCUCAGAAAGGCGUCAUGAUUGAUGAUGUUUAUAUUCCGGGCAACUGUUUGGUUCAGAUACCCCUCUACUCAAUAUUCAGAGACGAACGGUCAUUUGCCCAACCCAACGAGUUCAUUCCCCAGCGUUGGACAGACAGGCCAGACCUUGUGAAGGAUCCAUCCGCUUAUGCGCCUUUCGGUCUUGGACCGUUUGCUUGCGCUGGUAGACAACUAGCGUACAUGGAAAUUAGACGAAUCACAACGGAGCUUCUAUCUCGAUAUGACAUUUCUUUGGCAAAAGAUCAGACUCGAGAGGCAUUUUACGAGGGGCAACGGGAUUCAUUCACAGUGGUUUGUGGUAAAUUGCAACUUGAAUUUACAGAGCGAGGAACGGUGAAGGUUUGAUUGAUGCUUAUUGCUUUCAGAACAAAUUCCUUUUCUAGCCAGCUUUCAUGUCAUAGAUUUUCAAUCAGACACUUGACUCCUUAUGUAAGAUUUGUCUGAAACGCGAGGAUGUGAGAGUUAC